AAUCCAAAACUCAUCCCACCCAAUAUGCUCUUCUCUUCAUCAACUUUCCUUUUGGCCCUGGCCGCACUUUCAACCUCCAUCACGGCCCAGCCCGCCGCGACCUCAGUAGCCUCGACCGCAAUCGCCGUGACCACAACCGCCAAGCCUGCCCAACCCACUAUACUCUCACAUAAAGAAUCCAGACAAUGUGCCACAAGGGUCUGUCACGAAGGGAUGGAUGAAGGAGGACACUGCAACGCUGAAGUUCGAUUCGAGAUGGAUUGCGAAGGUCGUAAAAAGGAAAUACAGGCUUCUAGACAGCUUCUAGUCGGCCAAGCAUUAACUGUUUACUGCGGCUGUGACGCGCCUACGACCAUGAAAUCCUGGUAUCUAGAUGGGCAACAUCCUUAAGGAAUCAGUGACGGUGUACCAGCAUCCCGCCUUUACUAUAUGCAGUCGUGUGUGGGUUUUGUAAUUCAGCUCUUUCUAUGUAUAGACUCUUUUUUGUAUUUAGUCGGCCUCAGUUAUCGUUAGGUGAGGAUCGCCAAAUGCCCUCCUUUUUCUCCCGAGAAACACCUGAUCGGUACCAGGUUCGCCUCGCGCGUGCUUCGCAAAUAGAAAUCCAACUACCUACGCUCUUUUAACAUGAUUUUUUCUUCGUCAAGAUGCACCUUGCGCUGAUAAAUCUACAUGAAACGCGUUCAACCAUACAUCUGGUGAAUAAUGCCUGAACAUAAUAUACUAACGUGUUGUCUCAUUAAGUGCGCCGUAUCAUUAUUACUACCACCCCCUAAAUUCACCCAAAAUCAGAAGAUCAGGCCUCUUGCAGUCUCCACAACAAAGCGAAUUGAAAAGCCGAAUGGAUGCAUCAAUAGCGAAGGGCGAAUAACUAUCCAAGAACUCGGCUGAGGUGGGGUAAGGAUAACACUACUGGUCUGCGAUGGUGAUGGACGAGAUGUCCCCUAGGAAAUAUUACCUGUUCCCUUCUUUUUAAAUGUCAUAAUAUCUCCUGUGUGAUUUGCUGCGACGGCAAUCUCAACUCAAAAACCUGCAGUCUAGCCUGUCAGAGACGGAUUCACAAGGUACUUUUAGCCACACAGAAAUGCUCUUUUCUUAUUC
This is a messenger RNA of Periconia digitata, 1098 nucleotides long. NCBI's taxonomy places the organism in Eukaryota, Fungi, Ascomycota, Dothideomycetes, Pleosporales, Periconiaceae. The record is from the annotation of a GenBank genome assembly.